AUGUUCAAUAUAUUAAUAUUUAUAAGCUUUUUCAUUCCUUUCCCCUUUAUUCAUUCAAAUAGAAUCCUAUCAAAACCAACAUAUAUUAUCAAUGAUGUUAAUAAUAACAAUCAUAUAAAUAGUUACCAUGGUAACUCAUUUGAUAAAUUAAAUAUUUCCAAUUAUUUAUGGCAUUUAUUUCAAAAUCGUAAUUUAAAUUCAUAUCAAAUACAAAAACCAACUUUAUAUUAUAUACCUAAUAGUAAUAAUAAUAAUAAUAUAACAACAAUCAAAUUUAAUCAAUCAAAUUUAUUCAAUCAUUAUAAACCAUUACAAACUUUUGAAAAUGUAAAUAUUUUUAGAAAAUUGAAAAAUGAUCGUCAUCAUCAUCAAGGUCAUCUCAAAACAGAGGUUAAUUCAAAAUUGAGAACAUUGAAUAAACUAUUUCAAAUAAGUCAAUUAACAAUAAUUCCACAUCAAAUUCCUAUAAUACCUAAUGAACGACCAUUUCAUGAUCAUGUAUUAUUAAAUUAUAAUGAAAUGAUCCGUUUAUUAGGUGGACAUAAUUUUAAUAAUGAAUUUAUGUCAUUUAAUAAACCAUGGGAAGCUAUAAUGUAUCCAAGGGGUAGAUUAAUUUCUUUUACAAAAUAUGAUAGAAAUAACUUGGAAACUAUAACAUCUUUAAAUAGAAAUCGUAGAUCACGUAAAAUAAAACCACAGAAACAACAACAAUUAAUAAAUAUUUAUGAUCGAUAUAAGAAAAAAAAGAAAAAACAGAAUCAUUUAGAUCCUAGUUCAAGCAACCUAUUUCAAAAUGUAAUGGAUCGAUUAAAGUUGAUCCAAAAUUUAAAAUAUAAAAAUCAUUUACAUAAUCGUAUGAAAAAGAAUCGUCAAUUAAGGCGGAUUCUUCGAGAAUUUUUAAAUGACUAUAAUAAUUGUCCUUUAUAUUAUAUAUGGUAUGAUUUAGGUCCGAAAUUUUGGCCAAGAUGGAUUAAAACUAGUCAAUGUGUUAAUUUAGCUAAUACAUCAUGUUCACUACCUCCUGGAAUGUAUUGUCAUGAAAAAAAUAUUGAGAAUAUAGCUAUAUUACGUUAUAUAUGCCCUGAAAAAUGGCCUUUAUCCAAAUGUAAUUGGUAUCGUGUACAUUUACCAAUUGUAACUGAAUGCAGUUGUCAAUGUACAAGUAAAUCAAUACACAGAAAAGACUCUUGA
Messenger RNA from Schistosoma rodhaini, 1191 nucleotides. Lineage: Eukaryota; Metazoa; Platyhelminthes; Trematoda; Strigeidida; Schistosomatidae. The record is from the annotation of a GenBank genome assembly.